Messenger RNA from Neospora caninum, 2622 nucleotides. RefSeq lists its product as hypothetical. The record is from RefSeq and is a predicted model, not a curated record. NCBI's taxonomy places the organism in Eukaryota, Apicomplexa, Conoidasida, Eucoccidiorida, Sarcocystidae. The transcript has 14 exons. Bases 1 to 2622 code for a protein of 873 amino acids.
AUGUCGAUUCCUGGCCGUCCGUCAGGCUCCCAGUCCAACGCGCUGACACUGUCAACCCUGCUGAGCGGCCCUGCCCCCCAAGAGAACGUGUAUAAAUUUGUCAACAGCAAAGCGUCUUCCACUUUCGGACCUGAAUUUGACGCCCUUCGAGCGAUUCAGGCUGGAGCAGGCUAUUGGUCUAGCUCGGGUCACCAUUCUGACGAUGAGGCAGUCACGUGGACAGGAUCCUUCGAGAGUCCUGCAUACCUCAAGGGACUCCGAGUGAGAUGGGCGUACUCGCCGGAGAAAGAUGUCCAUGGCAACCAAGCCGGUGUAGGAGACAUUGCGAAGUCCUUCGGAGCGACAGUGACUUGUGCCAGUGUGGCCGAUUCCACGCAUAGCCCAUCGAAGGCUGUCGACAGCGAUCCAACAACCUAUUGGGCUUCCGGGGCGUUCGGCGAUGCGAAUCCUCAUCCAGUGGAUUUCGACAUCAACUUGGGAAAGCCUGCAAGAGUUUCUGGUGUUCGCAUCGACUGGGAGUACCCCGCUCUGGCCUACCGAGUUGACAGUAGCCUCGACGGAACCACAUUCAGCGAGCUAGCAAGCAACAUGGCUAAUCCGUCAAAUUCCACACUGGAAGUUUUUGCAGGCAGCGAUGCGCAGUUCAUCAGAAUAGCUCUUCUACAGCCGCAUUCCAAGAAUGGAAAAGUUGGAGAGAAAUAUGUCUACGGAGUCAGGGACGUCGAGGUGCUCGCAAACCGGCUUCAGACAGUCGUCGGUGACUGCAGGGAGGCAGCAAACUCGGCGGAUGCUAGGGACAAGUAUUUUGUCGAGUCAACAUCUGCAUUUGAUCCAACAUUCGCUGACAAGAUAUCGUCUAUUGAUGAUGAUGUCCUUGACAGAACUGAGGCCUUGGACAAGAAGGCACAAGAGCUGUACAGUGCUCUUCCUCAUACAAAGGCCUGCUUGUCCCAAAAGCAGGAGUAUGAGCAACGGAUUGACAAAUCGAAAUCAGAGUCCGCUUCAAUAGUAGGGCAGCACGACUACUUUAUGGAGAUUCAAACGUCUAAACAACCGAUUCAUUCGGAGUUGGCCCCCGAGCCACUUGUGCUCCGGUCGGCUGAUCACCUCCAAGCCGUGAAAGAUGCCAUUGGACUCAUAGCUAUUCACGCAGGUGUAAUCAAGUCGGGAGGUGUUGUGAGCAUUUCCCUCGAGUCACCAAGGGAGUCCUACGAGGGGUCAACUCGGAACGGAAUUAAAUCACUUGCGCUAAAUACGCCGAACAAGGCGGAGUUAGUUAAUCUUGUGACGGGAGAGGCCCUUCGCGGAGAGCUUCCCAGCCGCUCUCGAGGUGUUGCUUUCCGAAGCAUUCGCGUUGGACCAGUCGCCAAGGAUUGCCCGAUCGAAGAAUUCGCAGCGCCAGCAUCGUCAUUUCUCGAGCUGACAUCGUCUGUUAACUUAGAAUCUGAAGUCGAGGCUGCCGAAACGCCCAACGAGAAACAGGAAAAUGUUAUGCUGGAUCCUUCCCUUGCUCUUGUCAUUCGGCAGAUGUUGCAGGAAAUGGAUGCGAUCCAUGGAGUUGACCCGGCAGCGGUCUUCGCAGCUCAAACUCAAGCAGCGGAAGCUAUUCGUGAAGUGAAGAAAUACCUGAAACCGGCUGAGGUGCUACAAAGGAAGCAAGCAACUCGGACUGAAGAGCUGUACGUCGCCGGCGAAGAUCUUAUGACUAAGAUUAUGGCGGAAGCGGGCCGCUACUUUAACAACCUGGAGGAGCUUUAUGUGGAGCUAGAAAGAGCGGAGGAACAAAGACUUGAGGAAGCUGGGUUUUCUUCCUUCGAAUUGAACUAUGAAACAAUGCCAUUUUCCCGAACAUUCGCCGUCUACGACACCCUCCGGGUUAAAAAUGGACCAAGCAGCUGGGGAUACUCUGAAGAUGCUGUGGCAGGUCACAAAAACACUAUAGUGCAAACGUCGGCAGUCCUCGGAUCUCAAGAUGGAGACGGCACAUUCGCAAUGCUGAAGGCUCAUCGAUUCUUUGACUUCGUCGCCUAUGCUGACAUAUACGCUGUUGGCUCUGGAAGCGUCGGAGUGUCUUUCCGCAUGAGAGAUCCGAACAACAUGUUCAUGUUCGAAGCCAAUAAGGAGAGAGGCUACAAACGUCUGCUGCGCAUCGACAACGGGGACGCAAUCAUUAUCGCUCAACGCUUUGAUGGGGGAUAUGAGGAUGGAAAAUGGUACCGCGUCAGGAUCGAAACAACGCACGGACAUAUUAAGGUGUGCUUCGGUGAAGGAAACGGCAGCCUGCAAAAUAUUUUUAGUGUCUUAGACGAACGUUUCCUCUCCGGCUCUCUCGGUCUGUAUUCCUCUGGAAUGGAUGGCGGCGUGUUUUUCGACAACGUCCGCAUCAAGGCGAAGGCGUGCUCCCAUAUCUCUAGGGAAGCGCCGCCUCUUCCUCCGCGAUGUGCCCGCUUCACAGAGAUGUAUCUUGAACGGCCAGAAGCACUCUACGAGGUGCCGGCAUUUACCGGCGGCGCUAUGAAGGCUCUUUGGCAGUACAAGAAUGAAACUGUCACGGAUGGAGAACGGCAUCAAGGAAACACUCGCAAGCAAGGCUAUCAAGCCACAUACUGGACAGUGGAAUAG